Messenger RNA from Diabrotica virgifera virgifera (western corn rootworm), 4115 nucleotides. RefSeq lists its product as uncharacterized. Gene Ontology annotation, biological process: termination of RNA polymerase II transcription. Gene Ontology annotation, molecular function: transcription termination site sequence-specific DNA binding; protein binding; helicase activity. Gene Ontology annotation, cellular component: nuclear body. The record is from RefSeq and is a predicted model, not a curated record. Lineage: Eukaryota; Metazoa; Arthropoda; Insecta; Coleoptera; Chrysomelidae. The coding region runs from base 280 to 3849 and encodes 1189 amino acids. The transcript is spliced from 15 exons.
AUAAAAUGUCAAUUUUAAACUAAAGCCGACACAAAUUCUGAACUGAAAUAAUUCUUAAUUCUAACAACAAAUCUAAUAAUAUUAAACCUAUGGGUAGAACCAGAAAAUAUAUUAUUGAAAAAAGAAAAGAGAAAUAAUUAAAGUAAAUAGUGGAGGUAUUGUGAUUUUUUUUUUCAAAUUAGAGGCUUCAGCUUCCAUCAUUUUUUGUUAUUAAAAUUUAACGAAAAUAUUAAUUCUUGGAUUAUUUCAAGUGGAGAAAAUACUAAUUUAUUAACAAAAAUGGCGGUUAGCUGGAAAUUAGAAAAUACGAAAACAAAGGAAGUAGUUGACAUUGAAAAGUCAGUAUUUAAAAUAGGAAGACAUCAAGGCGCAGAUUUAAAAUCAGAAAGUGUUACUCUUUCCAGGGAACAUGCAGAAAUUUUACAAACUGAAGAUGGUUUCCUAUAUGUGAAAGAUAAUGGGACCAUUAAUGGUACUUACAUCAAUGAGCAAAGAAUAAGUCCAUUAAGGAACGUCCCUUUAAAGCAUGGAGAUAAUAUUGUGUUUGGAGUAUUCAGCCUGAUGAAAAAACCAAAUUUUCGAGGCCCUUACUUGACCUAUAGGGUCAUUAAAGAGUCUGUAGAAGACAAGAUUGCAGAUUACACGAUGAAUGAUGAUGACAUUGCAAUCAUAAUAUCGGACGAUGAAGAUGAUGACUUAUCUAAGAGUCAGAUUUUUCAUAUUUCGGAAAGAAUAAAAUCUGAGCCAAUAUUUUCAGAUCAAUUUCUUGAUCCUUACAUAGAUAUUAAGGAAGAGGUCAAAGAAAUGGACUACUGCAGUCAGUUCUACCAAAAGGUAGAUUUAACGGAGAAAGACCAUUUUGACAGUACAUCGGACCUCCUUCAGUUAUUGGAAUCUGGAACAGCCAAUAGUAGGGAAGCGGUAACAGAUAAAAAUAUUGAGCAAAAUAUUUCCGAUAAAUCUGAUGAAAGUAUUGAGCAAAAUAUUUUUGAUAAAUGUGAGAAGGAACUUCGUGUCGUUUUGGCAAGUCUUCCAGUACCAGAGGAGGAAGUAAUAGAUCUUGAUGUUACUCCAAAUAAAGAACAAACGUUAAACGCUUCGGAAUCGGUCCUGGGCGAAUAUGCACAAGUAAACGGGGACGAACAAAAAAAUAACAAGAAACUUCACGUUGUUUUGGAAAGAGGGGCGAAAGUGAACACGGACGAACAGAAAGCUGACAAGAACCUUCACGUUGUUUUGGAAAAGAUUACUGCACCGAAACAGAUUAAACCUCCCUUGGUUGAGCCUCAUUUUGAAGAAAGCCCCAGAAAUAGAAGAAAGACUCUUAAAAGAAAGUCUUUAGAUGAUAGUAAAGAGGAGCCAUUCAAAAAACCAAAUAAUAAUACAUCGUUAGAAAUUGCCGAAACGUCGAUGCGAGAAACGAGGAAACAAAGAUUGCGUGAGAUUGCAGAUAAGGCCGAGAAAAAAACACCUUCACCAAAAUCCAUCAAAGGAAUUGCAAAAGUAAAAUUGUCAGAAAGCAGAGGUGCGUUUCUUAUACAAUCUAAUACUGUACCUGCAUCGACUAAUGUAGGUAAAUCUUCUAAGGAUCCUAGACUGAAUAAACCAGAAUCUAAACCAGUUAAUAAUACUACUACGCGUAAACCUCUUGAAACAAAAGUCAACAAUCGUUUGCCUCCAGUAACGCAGAAUAUUAGUCUACCAGGAAAAGAAAAGGUUGGCUUGAUCUAUCAAAUUUCGAAUCGUAAUGCUGCAGUGGCAAUUCCAACGAAUGUCAGAAGACACUAUGACCUGAGCGAUGACAUUAACGUGAUGCUUUAUUGGAAUGUGACCUGGAUUUUGGAACAAAGCAAAGGAAUUAGAAGUCCCCCUGUGACUGAUAACAAACCCGCGGUAAGAAUACCGUCAACAUUUCGUAAUAUUCAGCAUUACCUAGAUGUAAUGAAACCGUGUAUUCUAUUAGAAGCUUGGCAGUAUAUUUUUCAAAGCACAUUUAGAAAUGAUGAAGGAAAGCAAAAUAUACCAUACCAUUACGUUCGUGUAGAACAUACAAGAAGGUGUGAGAAGACAGUGACUUUUGAUUGCGUGUCGGAAAAUACUUCCUUUAGACCUGACGAUUUGUGUGUGGUAAAUUUUUGUGUAUCGAUCAAUGGGUCAAGGCACUCUAAAGAUAAUUUUGGAUAUAUUACAAAUGUACAUAAUAGGGAUAAAUUAAUGAAGUUUUCUAUAGUGCUAAAGCCACCUAGUGGGCCGUUAGUAGGUAAUAAACUUACUGUGAAAGUAAUAGCAAAUAUCGCCAACAUUUUGCGACAAUUUCGCACUCUCAGGUAUUUAGAACAAAGUCCAUUACUUAACUAUAUCUUGGAACCAGAAAGAUUAUCUACGUUAAUGCCAAUACACGGCAGAAUCACGAGAAAAGAGUUUUCGUUAAAUUCUAUACAACAAAAAACAUGCGCUGAGGCAUCCGAAUUGGCGUUAGGUAACAGACCAGGUAUCUAUUUAAUUCACGGCCCACCAGGUACCGGAAAGUCGUCUGUUAUAGUUAGUAUAGUAUUCGAAAUAAUAUUCAAAGCCAUGCAACGCAACGAAUCUCCUAAUCUACUCGUAACAGCUCCUUCAAAUGCUGCGAUAAAUGCAUUAAUUGAAAAGCUCUCCGAGGCCAGGUCCAAAUUAAACGAUAAUGAUAGAAGACAUAUUAAGUUGAUAAGGGUGGGUCCCGAAACUAGCAUGAGCGAAGUAGCAAAAAGAUAUUCCCUUAGAGAGUUUACGCGAAAAAAUAUAUUGAGUAGUAAUAAAAACGCAUUACACCAAAAGUAUUCUCAUGUUGCCCAUCAAAUAGAUGUAAAUACAUUUUUAAAACAAGAAUUAGGUGACCAGUAUGAUUAUAUUAUCAGAAAUACAGAAGAAACAUUACUCAGUAAUGCUAAUAUCAUUUGUACGACGCUUAAUAGCAGUGUCAGCUACAUUCUCACCAACAGAAGAUCGAACGUAAAAUACACUGCUUGUAUUAUCGAUGAAGCUACUCAGUGUACUGAAAUAGAAUGUCUUUUUCCGAUUAUGCUGAACGUAGAUAAAUUCAUUCUCGUUGGAGAUCCCCAACAAUUACCUGCAGUUAUCUGCAAUAAAGAAGCCCAAGAUGUCGGUUUUGGCAAAUCUUUAUUUACAAGAAUAUACGAGAAUUUUGUCAACAAUCGAGACAACAGCCCGAUGAAAAUGCUGUGUGAACAAUACCGGAUGAACCCAGCCAUCUGUGAUUACCCCAAUAGAAAAUUUUAUGAUGGAGCACUGAAAUCUUCUCCAAUUUGUACUAAUCCAAUACAGCCACAUCUGAAGCCUUAUUUAGUAUUCAACCUUAUGAACCCUGCAACCUCAUAUAAUAAAAGCUCUGAAUAUGAAAACUCCAAUGAAUUGGAUGUUGUUUCUUGUAUAUUAAAAGCGUUGAAUACGCAUGUAGUGUCGACCUGUAAAUACAGUGUUGGAAUUAUUACGCCUUAUCGAGCGCAAGUGGUUUUAAUUUCAAGAUGUAUAAAGGAAAUGAAGAUGAACGAUAAUGUAAGCGUCAAUGUAAAUACGGUAGAUUCGUUCCAAGGCACAGAAGAUGACAUUAUUAUUAUUUCCUGCGUGAGGUUUAGCCAAAAUUGCUUUUUAGCUAAUGAGCAUCGUUUGAACGUCGCUCUCACGCGAGGCAAGAAAGCUGUUUAUGUUAUAGGGAAUCAUUCUCUUUUCAAGCAAUGUCGACCGUUAUAUGAUCUUAGGGAGAAUGCGAAACAAAGAAAAGUUCUUCUUGACAUACCAAACAAUCCACUGUCGAUACCGUCAUUCCAUAAACUGAUAUUAGAUGUACGUUAAGAAUAAAAAGAAAAAUAAGUUUAUUAUGUGCCAGACUAAUUUUUUUGUAUAUAAUCCAGUGAUGAGCCAAUCUAAAGAAAAAUUGAAUGAUUAAUUAUCUAUUAUAAAUAUAUUUUAAUCGUAUUGCGCUUGUUGCUUGCGACAAUAUAAAUUAUGUGAUAAGAUCAGAUCUAUGAUGCUAUAUGUUUAAUUAUAAUAUGGAAGCAACAUGAUCUGCAAGACUUUGUAAUACCUUUUUGUAAAAUAAAAACUGAAUAUACCAGUGA